AUGAUUAGAAGUCCUGAUUUGGACUCCUUCGUGUGUUGUGCUGCAUGUUCAAAGAUAAUACCACUGCCACCUUCCAAUGCUACUUUGGAUCGGCUUCGGGAGUAUAAGCCUUUCAUAACACGGUAUUACACUCAUCGUGAUAUACUGGAGAUUGGAGCACACAUUGAACAAGAAAAACAUGAAAAGAAGGAGGCAGAGGUACGAGAGUGCAUUGACAAAAUGAAAGCUGAAAUUUGGUCUCAGGCUGAAACACUCAAGGAAGAUGCAGUGGAAAAAGCCCUCAACAAAGCAGCCGCUAAACACAGUGUAUUGGUACAAGACCUUCAAAAAAAAUUUGAAAAGAAAUUAAGGGAGGAGAUGAGGAAGGCAAAGGCAGAGAUGCAGCAGUAUGUGGAAGAACAGCGGAAGAGAGAGGCAGAGGCUGCAGAGCAACGCAUGGCUCACCGACUUGAGAGGAUCCUUAUGGAGUGUGCCCGGGACAAGAUGCAAGCAGUGGCCAAAGCCAGAAAACAGGAGAGGGAGGCUGCCUUUCAGGAAGCAGCCAUUCUGCACAGAAAGUGCUUAGAACAACUCGAAGAACAAAGUAGGUUAGCUGAGGAACAAUAUCAUAAGAGUAUAGAGCAAUUAAAAAAAGAAAAAAUUUGUGAGAUUCAUAUUGCCUGGAGUAUCAUACAAAAAGAGAGUGAGACUGAGACUGAGACUGCAAAACAGCCCGAAGAAGCAGAGACUUUACAGGCUGGUGAACUGGAAGAAGUAAUGGUUAUGCUGAAAGCAGCAGAAGAACAGGUAAAGACUCUCACACAAAAACUGGAGAAGAUGACAGAAUGGAAGGACAGACUGGAAAACGAAAUACAAGCAACAAGACAAACCUUUCAAAGGUAUAUUGAUGUCACAUUUCCUAACCUGUCCCCUGGACAAGCAGAUUUUAUUUUGCCAUUCAGGGAAGCAUUUCAGCAGAAGGACACCCCAGAAGCAUCAGAGGACAGUGACAGUAUAGGAGAACUAGUACCAGAAGUGUGA
Molecule: messenger RNA, 1020 nt
Organism: Nestor notabilis (Kea)
Lineage: Eukaryota; Metazoa; Chordata; Aves; Psittaciformes; Psittacidae
Product: chromosome unknown open reading frame, human C6orf163
Exons: 5
Coding region: 1-1020 (339 amino acids)
Source: RefSeq, a predicted model, not a curated record